AUGUCUUCAAAUAUUUUUGGGUGGGUGCCUAUCUUGGCCGUGGUGGCCAUACAACUCCUCCUUAUACGCAUCGUUUCUUCCCAGAACGUUACCAAUGAGUAUUUGCAUCACCAAUGCAACAACACCCAAUUGACAUACAGGCCAGGAAGUACGUUUGAGAAGAAUCUUAACCAAGUCAUCCGUAACAUCACUCCCCUCCAUCUUCGCUACGGUUACACCUACAACUCUAAUGUUGAAGCUUACAAAGUUAGUAAGGAUUCCAACAUUGUCUUCGUUUUGCUCCAGUGCCGCGGUGACUCUUACGGGUCCAAGUGCCACUCCUGCCUCCACACAGCCCUCUCUGGGCUUCGUGAGAGAUGUCCGGGAAACAGAGGAGCAAUAAUAUGGUACGACCAGUGUGUUUUGGAGAUUUCUACCGUCAAUACCGAGGGGAGGAUCCGUUACGAUAGUUUUUUCAAUAUGACCAACCAAAAGAAUGUGAGCAGCGAUCCGGAUCGGUUUAAAAAUAAAAGGAGGGAUCUCUUCCACAAGCUAUUGCUGGGAGCCACCAAGGAUAGAAGUGAAAGAAACGAUUCGUACGCUGUGGGGGAGACGAGAAUAGGGAAAAAUAAGAUGUAUGCAAUGGUGCAGUGUGCGCUAGACUUAACGCCGAACAGUUGCCAUGUGUGUCUAGAAUAG
Camelina sativa (false flax) is the source of this 678-nucleotide messenger RNA. Lineage: Eukaryota; Viridiplantae; Streptophyta; Magnoliopsida; Brassicales; Brassicaceae. The record is from RefSeq and is a predicted model, not a curated record.